AUGUUCCUGAGAAGCGGAUUCCAAUUGGCCUCUAAAAGGUCAUAUUCGAGUGCGAAUGCACGCUACAGAGGCCUCAAAUCGAGUAUGUUGGGUCCAAGAGUCCUUUUGUAUGCGGCAGGUUUGACCGCCGCAAGCGCUGGCUACUUUUAUUUCAUGAACUCCAGAUCUGCCGUUCAUGAAUAUUUGAUUUGCCCAAUUCUUAGACUGAUUACACCCGACGCCGAGGAUGGUCAUAAAUUGGGCAUCUGGUUUCUGAAGAACGGGAUGGCACCUAAGCUGUUUUUCGAUAAAGAUCCCGAUUCCUUGCAAGUUAAAGUGUUUGGAAAAACGAUUACGAACCCGAUUGGUUGCGCAGCUGGUUUUGACAAAGAUGCAGAGGUGAUUGAUGGUGUUCUGCCAUCAGGAUUUGGCUACAUGGAAAUUGGUUCGGUUACACCUCUAGCGCAACCAGGAAAUCCGAAACCAAGAUUUUUCAGAUUGCCCAAGGACGAAGCAGUGAUUAACAGAUACGGAUUCAAUUCUAAAGGUCAUGAAUUUGUUUUUGACAACUUGUCUAAGCGUGUAUCAGAAUUUCUUAUGUCCUAUUCAUCUGAUAAGAAUAACAUUGAGAAUAUGUCUCUUUACAAGAACAAAUUACUCGGUAUUAAUCUAGGCAAAAAUAAAAACGGUCAUGAGAUUGCGGAUUAUUUGAAAGGCGUUGAAAAGUUUCAAUCCUUAGCGGACGUUUUGGUGAUAAAUGUAUCUUCUCCAAACACUCCAGGUCUGAGAGAUUUACAAGCAGAAUCCAAACUAACUAACCUCUUAAGUGAAAUUGUCGCAAAAAGGAAUUCUUUAAUCCACAAAGGUGAUGCCUUGGGUCAUCCUACACAUAAACCUCCAAUCUUGGUCAAGAUAGCUCCAGAUCUAAGUGACGCAGAAUUCCAAUCAAUUGUUGAAUCCUCGAAAAAAUCUAAAAUUGAUGGUAUAAUAAUUUCGAAUACGACAGUACAAAGACCAGAGAACCUGAUUACAGAGACUGAAAAUCUUAAAUCGCAAGCUGGUGGACUAUCAGGUAAACCUUUAAAACCAUUAGCUUUGAAGGCCAUCAAAACCGUUGCUAAUUACACAAAAGGCUCAGAUCUGGUUUUGAUUGGUUGCGGUGGCAUCUCAACGGGCCAGGAUGCCAUUCAAUUCGCAAAAGCUGGUGCGUCUUUGGUACAAUUAUAUACUGCUUAUGCAUAUGCUGGACCAGGUUUAGUUGCUAAAAUCAAGGAUCAAGUUGCGGCUGAAUUGCAAAAGGAAGGUAAAACGUGGUCUGAAAUUAUCGGGGAAGAUAACACACAAAUCAAAAAAUGA
Messenger RNA from Zygotorulaspora mrakii, 1335 nucleotides. Its product is annotated as dihydroorotate dehydrogenase 2. NCBI's taxonomy places the organism in Eukaryota, Fungi, Ascomycota, Saccharomycetes, Saccharomycetales, Saccharomycetaceae. The record is from RefSeq and is a predicted model, not a curated record. Bases 1 to 1335 code for a protein of 444 amino acids. Gene Ontology annotation, molecular function: dihydroorotate dehydrogenase activity. The transcript has a single exon. Gene Ontology annotation, cellular component: mitochondrial inner membrane; cytoplasm. Gene Ontology annotation, biological process: pyrimidine ribonucleotide biosynthetic process; 'de novo' pyrimidine nucleobase biosynthetic process.